Molecule: messenger RNA, 2277 nt
Organism: Salvia miltiorrhiza (redroot sage)
Lineage: Eukaryota; Viridiplantae; Streptophyta; Magnoliopsida; Lamiales; Lamiaceae
Product: S-type anion channel SLAH2-like
Exons: 5
Coding region: 263-1954 (563 amino acids)
Biological process (GO): transmembrane transport; intracellular monoatomic ion homeostasis
Cellular component (GO): membrane
Molecular function (GO): voltage-gated monoatomic anion channel activity
Source: RefSeq, a predicted model, not a curated record
GAGUAGCAUAUAUCCGUGGUCCGUGGAUACAAUGUGAAACAUUACACCAUGCUUCAACUUGCUUCACCUAUUUGACUAAAAAAUCUACUUUAAUUUCCUCGCCUUUUUCACGAGACAGAUUUGUCACGGAAUUAAGUGAAUAGUGCGAGUGACAGCGCGCGGCUUCCGCGAACAUUGCUUACUCAUUUCUAUUCUAUAAAUACUGCAACAUUGCUUCCUUGUCUCUCAUUGCUUUUCAUCAUUCAAGGAUUCAUUUACGCUAAUGGCUGCCAAGGAAGAUUUCCACGAUGGACUACCACCAUUGAUCAAAGCUAUCACUGCAAAUGAAGUUGAUGGUUUUGAUAGUUUCAGAGAACAUAAGGAUUUCAAGUGGUGUGAAGAAACCGCUUCAGUUUUGGAAAUCGAGGCAGCAAGCAUGGAGAAGGAAGGCGAAGACAAAGACCCACAACAGACGCGUUUCAUCAUCUCCAUCAGUAUGCCGCCUUCUCCAGUUGAAGCUAAUCGAGUCUUGUUCACAAGGGAUGAUGAACAAAAACCUCAGCCCAAAGGGGUUAAAUUCCAUUCUCAACCGAUGCCCAAACCUUGUGCAAUCAAUCCAGUUUACGACAAAAGAUUCGACUCUUUCAAGACGUGGUCGGGAAAACUCGAGCGACAGUUCUCAAAUCUACGCAGCAAACAAUAUCGCCAAACCGAGCAGCCGCCGUCGCCGUCGCCGGAGUUUGAAAAUUUGCCCGUACACCGAUAUUUCGACGCUUUGGAGGGCCCAGAACUGGACACUCUACGCGCUUCUGAGGAAAUACUUCUACCAGACGACAAGCAAUGGCCGUUCCUCCUCCGCUUCCCCAUCUCCUCCUUCGGUAUCUGCCUCGGCGUCGGCAGCCAAGCCAAGAUGUGGAAGAAUCUCUCAUCCUCCGCCACCGCCUUAAGCUUCCUCAACGUCACUCCUCACAUCAAUCUCGCAUUAUGGCUCAUCUCCGCAGCUCUCACCCUCACCGUCGCCAUCAUUUACGCUCUCAAACUCAUCUUCUACUUCGAGGCCGUCCGGCGCGAGUACUACCACCCCGUCCGCGUCAACUUCUUCUUCGCCCCUUGGAUCUCCCUCCUCUUCUUAGCACUCGCCGUUCCGCCCUCAAUCGCUCAAACCCUGCCGUCGUAUCUGUGGUACAUUCUGAUGGCUCCCAUCUUGUGCCUCGAGCUCAAGAUCUACGGCCAGUGGAUGUCAGGCGGCCAGCGGCGGCUGUCCAAGGUUGCCAACCCCUCCAACCAUCUGUCCGUGGUCGGGAAUUUUGUGGGGGCUUUGCUGGGAGCUUCCAUGGGGCUCAAAGAAGGGCCCAUCUUCUUCUUUGCGGUUGGAAUGGCUCAUUACAUAGUGCUGUUUGUGACUCUUUAUCAGCGGCUUCCGACGAACGAGACGCUGCCGAAAGAGCUCCACCCCGUUUUCUUCCUCUUCGUGGCGGCGCCCAGCGUGGCGUCCAUGGCCUGGGCUGAGAUUCAGGGCUCCUUCGACUACGGAUCGCGCAUUGCAUACUUCAUCGCCAUGUUCCUCUACGUUUCGCUGGCUGUUCGAGUGAAUUUCUUCCGAGGGUUCAGAUUCUCGUUGGCGUGGUGGGCUUACACGUUUCCGAUGACGGCCGCUGCGAUAGCGACGAUCAAGUACUCGAGCGUGGUGACAUGCAGAGCGACGCAAAUCUUUGCCGUGAUGCUCUGCAUUGUGGCGACGGUGGCGGUGGCGGCGUUGCUUGGGAACACCGUGAUCCACGCGUUGGUGCACGGGGACCUCUUCCCCAACGACAUGGCUAUCGCGAUCAGCAAGAGGCGGCCUAGACGGCGGUGGUACCACAAGAAAUCGGGCAGCUCUGACAGCAGCAUCGAGCAGUACCUUAAGUAUUCGGAAUCGGAUGGGAAAGAUGUUGAGGCUGCUCUUCAUUCUUCUAGCCCUAAUACCCAAGAUUAAUCAUACUCUGUUUAUCAAGUGAGGAGAGUUUAAUUUCCGGUGACCUUGAUUUGGUUGUAUAUUUCAAUUCAUACUCUCUGUCUCUGCUUUAGAAUUAUAAUUAAUGUCUUCAAAUUGUACAGAAGCAAAGACGCCCUCGUUUCUCUUUGCACUACACCAGAUUUUGUCAAUUCGUUGUAUUGAAUUUGUGUUAGUUAUCUUCAUUAAUUUAAGCUGUAGAUAAGGAAAGUUUUGUAAGGGGAGCGGAGCAUACUACCAUGAAACAACAAGAGAUUGGAUUCGAAACUCUAAUAUAUCCAAGGUUCGCUAUUGAAAUAAUUUCA